AUAAGUAAAAGGCCCGCAUAUAAAAGCACUUGAAUUUCGGUAGUUCCAUGCCAUUUACAAUAUUAAGUGACACGAAGCGACACACAAUAAAGGCUUGAUCGAAUCGAAAGGGAUAUAAGUUUAGUGAUUUUUUUGUUUUGUUUAAAUAAACAUCGCUGCAAUGAAGAUACCGAUAUUUGUAUUGUGUGUAUUGUUCAUCUCACCGUCGCUUGCUAAGGAUAAAGCAAAGGACGUCGUUAAAGACAAGCGAGAAGCACCAAUUUCCUAUCCAGGAUCGAAUUCACAUCAUCAAAUCUCCAUUUCACCAUCAGUUGAAAUUGCAUCUGGUAGUUAUCAGCAUUCUUCUGCUCCACAAGUUUCUUAUGCUCCAUCCAGAAGUUAUGGUGCUCCGUCAGCGGGCGGUCAUCAAGACAUUUAUUCUGGUGGACAUGAUUCAUCCUUAAGCAUUGGAGCUGGAAGCCAUGAUUCGUAUCCAUCAGCUAUUGAAGGAAACCAUGGAUCCUCAGUGCAAGGAUUUGAAGAUGUAUAUUCGCAUAGCGAUUCAUCUUCUUAUAAUCAAGGCAUUCACGGAUUGUCAGCAAUUGUCGUUGAUGGCUCAGCUUCCCAAGGGGGUCAAAGUGGUCAUAUUCAAACAAUUAGUUACCAACAAUCGCAACCAUCUAAUGGACAUGGAUUUUCGUCAAGUGGUUUCGGUGGUUCAGCGCAUGGUGGUGGCCAAGGUGCCACAAUACAAAUUACACCAAUAUCUUCGCAUAAUUCUGGUCCAUCUUUGUCGUAUGGAGUUCCACAAUCUAGUGGACAUGGAUCUGGGGCUCAUUUAUCGCCUUCGAUUUCUUACGGAUUACCAUCUUCCGGAUCAUCUGGUGGACAUGGAUUUUCAGCAGGUGGACAUGGAGGAAGUGGUGGCAAAACUUAUUCAGUUGGUUCCACAAGAGGAUUCUCUGGAGGGCAAUCUAUAGGACAUGGAUCAUUUUCGUCGAACAAGGGACAACAACGGCCAAUUUCUGUAACAUAUGGCGUUCCGACUCACAGCACUCCAUCUGGAAGUUAUGGAGUUCCAAAUCCAGUCGGAAGUCAAAUGUCAUUUGGUGGAUCAAAGGGAUUAUUUAGUGGUGGCGCUUCUAAUAAUUUCGGUGGUUAUUCAGGAGGUUUCAAAAGUCAAGGAGGAAUCGGAAGUCAAGGAGGAUUCGGAGGUCACAGUGGAUUUGGAAGUCAAGGAGGAUUUGGAAGCCAAGGAGGAUUUGGAAGUCACGGUGGAUUCGGAAGUCAAGGAGGAUUCGGAAGUCACGGUGGAUUUGGAAGUCAAGGCGGAUUCGGAGGAUUCAAAAGUCAAGGUGGAUUUGGCGGCCAACUAGGAUUAGGACACGGUGCAUCAGGCAAUUUCGGUGGAUUUAACAGCGGGCCGAGCUUCUCUGGCCCAUUCUCUCAUGGUGGUGCAAGUUCAUUUGGUGGUUUUGGUGGCUUCCCAGGCGGUCACGGUUUCGGAAUGCCAUCAGGAUCAUACGGUCCACCUAUGUCUUACUCACCACCCUUUAUGUCAUACGGUCAUCCUAUGUCUUUCGGACCACCAUCAAUGAGUUAUGGACCUCCAUCGUCCUCUUAUGGGCCUCCAUCGGCCUCUUAUGGACCUCCAUCGGCAUCUUAUAGCGCUCCAUCAGGUUCAUAUGGACCUCCUUCAUUUUCGCAUGGUGCACCAAUUUCUUCGAACAUCGGCUCAUUCGGUGGAAAUGGAUUUUCGUCGUCAGGUUCGCACAACGCAGUAGAAUCAACACCGUCUUAUGCAGCUGGAACUAAAGGAUUAAGACAUUACUCAUCUGGUUCUACUGGACUCCAUUCGCAAUCGGUGUCCGUACCAUAUGUUAGCAAACCCGUCGCUGUUUCCACGCAACCAUCAUAUCAUCAUUCAGCAUCAGCGUCUGCAUCAAAAGCUCCUUUCCGGCCAUCAACAUUUUUAGGAGCACACAUCGAAUCCAGUGGACCCGAACAUAGUCAAUAUUCAUCUGGAUCUUCACAACAGUAUUCGUUACCGAGUCAAGAAUAUGGUGCACCGUUCCAAGGAGAAUUCGCUGGAAAAUCGUAUGAUGAUCAUUCAUCUUACGAGCAACCGAGUGAGUCAUACGGAACUCCGUCCUACAAUACCAUUCAAUAUUCCUCGCCGUCUGGGCAUUAAAAUUUAAUUUAUUCUCGCUACCAUUAUGCCAUUGUAAAUUGUAGCUUGUAGAACCGAAGAGAUGAUGAUGAAUUUUGUUUUAUUAUUUAUUCUUGUUUCCUAUUAUACGAUAUUAUGUGAAAUGCAUUGUAUUAAGCUAGAUAGAUGUAAAUUUGUUUCUUUUCCUUGUAAAUAAAAUGAAUUGUUAGAUUU
Messenger RNA from Bradysia coprophila, 2362 nucleotides. RefSeq lists its product as uncharacterized. Lineage: Eukaryota; Metazoa; Arthropoda; Insecta; Diptera; Sciaridae. The record is from RefSeq and is a predicted model, not a curated record.